This is a messenger RNA of Zalophus californianus (California sea lion), 2158 nucleotides long. It is a transcript of the gene GP2, whose product is annotated as glycoprotein 2. Gene Ontology annotation, biological process: neutrophil migration. Bases 134 to 1690 code for a protein of 518 amino acids. The transcript has 11 exons. The record is from RefSeq and is a predicted model, not a curated record. NCBI's taxonomy places the organism in Eukaryota, Metazoa, Chordata, Mammalia, Carnivora, Otariidae. Gene Ontology annotation, cellular component: cell surface; apical plasma membrane.
CAAUCAUGGAGAGCCACGUGGGUAGGAAACUUCAAUAAAAGUAUGGUACACAGCAGGCUUUCCCACAGCUGACCAGAAGAGGACAGCUCUGUGUUCUUAUCCCAAGCUGCAUGGAGAGUCUGCAUGCUGCUGAAUGACCUGCACAUCUCAGCUUAUGGAAAGGAUGGGCUCUUAUGUCUUGUGGCUGGCCUUGGCCUCCUGCAUUCUGACCCUGGCAUCUACAGAACAGCAAGAUGACAGAAACUCCACCCUCAUUCGUUCCUAUGACCCCUGCCAGAAUUACACCCGCCUGGAUGAACCCUCACGGAGUAUGGAGUACACAGGACAGGGCCAGCUGUGUGACAGGGACAAGAAUGGAUGGUACCGCUUUGUGGGAGACGGAGGAGUGAGGUUGCCAGAGACCUGUGUCCCAAUGUACCGAUGCCAGACAGAUGCCCCUAUGUGGCUGAAUGGGACUCACCCCACCCUGGAGGAGGGCAUUGUCACCCGCACCGCUUGUGCCCACUGGAGCGGCAACUGCUGUCUCUGGAAGAGCAAGGUGCUGGUGAAGGCCUGCCCAGGCGAGUUCCAUGUGUACCAGCUGCAGGGCACCCCCAAGUGUAGUCUGAGGUACUGCACAGACCCCUACACUGUGAAGAACGAGUGUGAGAAUGCCUGCCGCCCGGAGGAAGAAUGCAGCUUUCUCAAUGGCACCUGGGACUGUUACUGCAGACAGGACCUCAACAGCUCUGAUGUCCACAGUUUGCAGCCUCAGCUGAACUGUGGAGCUCAGGAGAUCAGGGUGUCACUGGACAAGUGUCAGCUGGGAGGCCUGGGUUUUGGGGACAAGGUCAUUGCCUACCUGCGAGACUGGAACUGCAACAGCAUCACGCAAAGAGAGGAGAGAAACUGGAUAUCUGUGACUAGCCCUACUGAGGCUAGGGCCUGCGGAAACAUUCUGGAGAGAAAUGGAACCCAUGCCAUCUACAAAAACACCCUCUCCGUGGCCAAUGAGUUCAUCAUCAGAGACACCAUCCUCAACAUCAAUUUCCAGUGUGCCUACCCACUGGACAUGAAAGUCAGCCUCCAAACUGCCCUGCAGCCCAUUGUAAGUUCUCUGAACAUCAGUGUGGACGGGGAUGGAGAGUUCACUGUCAGGAUGGCCCUGUUCCAAGACCAGAACUACACAUCUCCUUACGAAGGGGCCGUAGCUCUUCUGACUGUUGAAUCCAUGCUCUAUGUGGGAGCCAUCUUGGAGAGAGGGGACACCUCCCGGUUUAACCUGUUGUUGAGGAACUGCUAUGCCACACCUACCAAAGACAAGACUGACCCUGUGAAAUAUUUCAUCAUCAGAAACGGCUGCCCAAAUCAAUAUGAUUCCACCAUCCGUGUGGAGGAGAAUGGGGUGUCCUCAGAAAGCCGGUUCUCAGUUCAGAUGUUCAUGUUUGCUGGAAAUUAUGACCUAGUUUUCCUGCAUUGUGAGAUUCAUCUCUGCGAUUCCCUUAAUGAACAGUGCCAGCCGUCUUGCUCAAGAAGUCAACUCCGCAGUGAAGUAGUGGCUAUCAAUCCAGCCCAGGUUCUAGAUUUGGGACCCAUCACUCGGAGAGGCACUCCAUCUCUUGGCGUCGUGAACGGAACCCCCAGCUCUGCAGGGUUCCUGGUGGCCUGGCCCAUGCUUCUCCUGCCUGUGCUCCUGGCUGGGUUGUUCUGAGAGCUCAGAUGAGCAACUGGCCUUGAAGCUCAUGUUCUUCCCUCUGGCGAUGGCUUCCAGUCACCAUCGGCUAUGCUGGUUCUCUCUCCAAAUCCACGUAGACAAUCUUGGUGUUUAUAGACUCUGGGCCAGGCUUGGUUUGGGGAAAGGGAAGAUAUUUCCCUUGCUCAAACACUCUCUGUGCCUGUAUAUCCCUCUUUUUCUCAUGGUGGGGCCCUGUUGGCCUGGCCUGGCCUGACUUCCUCAUUUAUUAGCAGGAUCUUGGAGCCAGAAUUGCUCCGUGCUUCUGUGGCUCCAGCCUUGACCAAAAAUGUAUCAUGUGUUAGUCCGUAACUCCAGGGAAGUGGGGCUGUGUCAUUGGGCGGUGCGGGGGAGAAAGGGGAUGAGCUUGUAAAAAAAGGCACCUCCCAUGGUUCCUUCCCAAGUACCCCCUGUUCUUACUGCUGAUGAAUUGAACAGACUGAUCCU